Zerene cesonia (dogface butterfly) is the source of this 1039-nucleotide messenger RNA. RefSeq lists its product as uncharacterized. Bases 111 to 491 code for a protein of 126 amino acids. The transcript is spliced from 4 exons. NCBI's taxonomy places the organism in Eukaryota, Metazoa, Arthropoda, Insecta, Lepidoptera, Pieridae. Gene Ontology annotation, biological process: septate junction assembly. The record is from RefSeq and is a predicted model, not a curated record.
UUCGUCAUUCAGACAUCGUUGGCGUCGCAGAGUCCUCGUAAAGCCGAAAGUGAAACAGUUGUAUUUUUACUCGCGCGUAGUAUAAACAAAGUUGUGCUACUCCUGUGAAAAUGGCUAUUAGCAGACUAUCAAUUGUUAAAUUCUUGGAGUUGGCGCUGACAUGUGCUUGCGUCGCGCUUCACUACCACAGCUACAAUGCCGACGCAGACAUCGGUAUGCUUGUGACGGGUACCUUCAUCGGUUACCUCAUUAUCUUCGCUGGAGCUGCAGCAGGGUAUAUAAUGCAAACUCCAUCACACAAGCGUAUUGACAUCUUCUACUCUCUGGUCGGUGUUGGCUUAUUCGUCGCCAGUGGUGCUGUAAUUAUUGACAGAUACCAGCAUUAUGGAAAAAGUGAAAUCAAGGACAAGAAUCUCGCCAAGGCUUCUCUAGCAAUUAUCAACGGGGCUCUCUUGUUGAUAGACGCCGUGUUGACUCAACGCGGUGGCUAGAUGGCGCUUUUAUAAAUUGUCUUACAUGGCUGAAUGUUUUGUAAUUUUAUAAUAUUCUCACAAACGAUUCAUAGCUUUCGUCGGAUCAAUGUAAAAUAUUUUUAGGCUAUGAUGUCAGUAAUAUUGAAAAUUUCCGUCUUUGAUACUUUUCCGUCGUUGAUACUAUUACUGCCCGAUAUUUUUAAUAUAUUAUGAUUUAUUGACUUAUUUAAGCUCGAAUUGUAAUUAAUAUGGAUUUUAUGUGCGCUUUCUCCAGUCUACUGUAUCAAAAAUUUUUAGAUAAUGUCAAUUUUAAUAAAACUCAAUCACAGUCAAGAGCGUCCGUUUAUUAACUAGGUCUAGAUCAUAUUUAAGAGCUGUUUAAUUUAUUGUGAAUAUAUAAGCCAACAAGGCUUUCGCAGAAAUAUUUGUUGAAAAAUGUUUAUCAAGUUUUUUAUUUCAUUUUUGUUGAUUGAUACAUUUAAGGUUUCACAUUUAAUUUAGAUGCAUUUAUACUCCUAUGUAUUUUAUGGUGUUCGGGUUAAUGCAACUCUUAUCUCUAUUCUACC